UGAAUCUUUCUAUCCACUAAUCACUGCCUUCUGCUACAAAGGCUAGCCAGGAGAGCAGAGAAGAAUUGACACUCUCAUUAAAAAUGGCAUCUGCAACACUGAUGCCAUUCUGUUUGAAGCUCCCGUCCUCUAUUCCUUCAUUUUGGAGUUAUCAUGGCGUUCGUCUUGCUCCAUUUAACAAGACAACCUCAUUGACUCUUAGUUCGUCGCACAACAUUUCUGGGUUUCGUUCCAUUCUCCCAAACAAGCUCUGCACAAUCACUUGUACCCCUCAAAACCGUACAUCUCCCACCAUUGUCGCCGCAAAGGGUUACAAAAUGAAAACCCACAAGGCUUCAGCAAAAAGAUUUCGGGUGACGGGUACUGGGAAGAUAGUCCGGAGAAGAGCUGGAAAGCAGCACUUGCUUGCGAAGAAGAAUACGAAGAGGAAGAAACGACUUUCUAAAAUGCACCCAGUUAACCGGAGUGACUAUGACAAUGUGAUUGGUGCCUUGCCAUACCUAAAAGUGAAUCGACAAGCAAAGUAAGAUGAUCAAAAGAUGAUCAUUGUCUAUCAAGCAAAGGAUCUUUUUGUUUGUCAAUUGCUUUUCUUUAUUGCUUUAUGUAAUUUUAUGUAAUUAACCAUCCUACGGAGGCCUCUUUUCUUUCUGCAGUAGCAAAAAUAGAGAUGCUUUUUUUGCUUCAUUCAUUUCUCUUUCAGGUUUCCUAAUUCCCAUGUC
Telopea speciosissima is the source of this 719-nucleotide messenger RNA. Its product is annotated as 50S ribosomal protein L35, chloroplastic. Gene Ontology annotation, cellular component: ribosome; large ribosomal subunit. The transcript has 3 exons. Gene Ontology annotation, molecular function: structural constituent of ribosome. The record is from RefSeq and is a predicted model, not a curated record. NCBI's taxonomy places the organism in Eukaryota, Viridiplantae, Streptophyta, Magnoliopsida, Proteales, Proteaceae. Bases 84 to 527 code for a protein of 147 amino acids. Gene Ontology annotation, biological process: translation.